This is a messenger RNA of Porites evermanni, 1326 nucleotides long. The record is from the annotation of a GenBank genome assembly. NCBI's taxonomy places the organism in Eukaryota, Metazoa, Cnidaria, Anthozoa, Scleractinia, Poritidae.
AUCCUCUCUUUUCAGACUUUAAGAUCGGUAGACGCAGCACAACUUUAUGGUUUGGUACCCAAUCAAUAUAGGCCGACAAGCCUGAGAAAAGAUUAUCCUGUUACUGGUGCUAAGAAGGGUACUCAUAGCAAUGAUGAUGUGGAUCGUGAUGAUUUUAAUACCAUGGAAUGUGACACUACCACUGCUGUCUUCACUGAUGGUGUUAGUAGUGGAACGAGUGACCUAUUUAGUGGUAUUACGAGUGCUGGUCGAGGUAGUGAUAUCGUGGAAAGUGAUUGUGGUGGUGAUUGUCAGAAUACCAAUCCUGUAGUUGCUACUGGUGGAAUUGAAAGUGUUAGCAAGUGGACAAGUGCAAUUGUCUUCGGUGCUACGAGAGGUCUUCCUGGUCCUAGUGAUGAUACCGUGGGAAGUGAUUUUAAUACCAAUGAUUGUCAGAGUAUCAAUCCUGUCCUUUUUUGUGAUGACCUUGGAAAGAUUACCAGUGGAACUAGUGUCGUUGAUGCUGGUGUAACAACAGAUGGUCCUAUUGAUGAUAUCGUUGAAAGUGAUUUUGUUACCACUAGUUGUGACAGUAACAAUGCUGUCUUUGCUGCUGAUAACACUGAAAGUGGUAGUAGUGGAACAAGUGUUAUUGGUGAUGUUACAACAGAUGGUCCUAGUGAUGAUACUUUUGGAAGUGAUUUUGUUACCACUAGUUGUGACAGUAACAAUGCUGUCUUUGCUGCUGAUAACACUGAAAGUGGUAGUAGUGGAACAAGUGUUAUUGGUGAUGUUACAACAGAUGGUCCUGGUGAUGAUACUUUUGGAAGUGAUUUUGUUACCACUAGUUGUGACAGUAACAAUGCUGUCUUUGCUGCUGAUAACACUGAAAGUGGUAGUAGUGGAGCAAGUGUUAUUGAUGGUGUUACAACAGAUGGUCCUAGUGAUGAUACCUUUGAAAGUGAUUUUGUUACCACUGGUUGUGACAGUAACAACAAUAAUGCUGUCUUUGCUGCUGAUAACACUGAAAGUGGUAGUAGUGGAACAAGUGUUAUUGGUGGUGUUACAACAGAUGGUCCUAGUGAUGAUACCUUUGAAAGUGAUUUUGUUACCACUGGUUGUGACAGUAACAAUACUGUCUUUGCUGCUGAUAACACUGAAAGUUGUAGUCGUGGAACAAGUGUUAUUGGUAGUGUUACAACAGAUGGUCCUAGUGAUGAUACCUUUGAAAGUGAUUUUGUUACCACUGGUUGUGACAGUAACAAUGCUGUCUUUGCUGCUGAUAACACUGAAAGUUGUAGUCGUGGAACAAGUGUUAUUGGUGGUGUUACAACAGAUUCAUUUUAG